AUGGUCUUACACUUGUUGGGCAAAAAGUCUUGGAACGUUUACAAUCGAGACAACGUUGAUCGCGUGCGUCGAGAUGAAGCCGCCGCCCAAGCCAGAGAGGAAGAGGAUGAAAGACGCAUGCAGGAAGAAGAUGCUGCUCGUCGGACUGCUAUCCUGAGAGGUGAGGUGCCGCCACCAAUAACAGCAGCAUUGCCACCUGGAGAAAGCGAUGGUGCUCGCCGGCCUCGACACGGUGAUGAUGGUCGGGAUCGCAAACGAAGGCGUUUGAGAGGCGAGGACGAUACCGACAGAGAGAUGAGGAUUGCCAAAGAAGACGCCGCUACUGGAGCUGCUGUCCGCGAAAAGCUGAGCAACAGCGAAAGAAGCAAGCAUGAAGACGAUGUGUCACUGACAGAUCACGCUGGUCACAUUCAACUUUUCGCAGCACCUAACGAACGUGCUCUACUGGCCAACUCUCGCAAUGCCGAAGCAGAAGCUGAGAAGGCAAAGAAGGCGCGUGAGUUUGAAGAUCAGUACACCAUGCGCUUCUCGAAUGCGGCUGGAUUCAAGCAGUCGACAUCCUCGGCACCAUGGUAUGUUUCGUCGAGCAAACAAGGUACCGAAAACCGGGAGCCCAGUAAGGAUGUCUGGGGGAAUGAAGACCCAAGUCGUAGGGACAGGGAGCAAACAAGGUUGACUUCCAACGAUCCCAUGGCAUUCAUGCGCAAAGCACAGACGCAGCUCAAGCGGGCCGAGACGGACAGGGAGAAAUGGAAGACGCAGAAGGAACGCGAAUUGAGAGAGCUAGAACAAGCCGAGAGAGAAGAGAGGCGGAGGAGGAGGAGAGAGCGUCGACACAAACGUGACCGCAGAGAAAGAAGUCAAAGCGUGGGCAGUCUUGAAGGCUUCUCACUCGAAGACACAACCAGACAUGACAAGAAAGAAGAAACGCGCAGCCGUGGCGACAAGAGAGACUCGAACAGGCGGCAUAAGAGCCAAAGUCGAGACGGAGAUCACAGACACCGUUCUUCGCACCGUGUAUCACGUCAAUUACUUCGUCGACGGUCAAGGAGCCCCAUUGGAAGAUCUAGCAAAUAA
Messenger RNA from Aureobasidium vineae, 1077 nucleotides. Lineage: Eukaryota; Fungi; Ascomycota; Dothideomycetes; Dothideales; Saccotheciaceae. The record is from the annotation of a GenBank genome assembly.